Harmonia axyridis is the source of this 1715-nucleotide messenger RNA. RefSeq lists its product as uncharacterized. The record is from RefSeq and is a predicted model, not a curated record. The transcript is spliced from 5 exons. Lineage: Eukaryota; Metazoa; Arthropoda; Insecta; Coleoptera; Coccinellidae. Bases 92 to 1132 code for a protein of 346 amino acids.
AUGGAUGGAAUUUGACAGCUUUUAUCACGAUAAUUAAUCGAUGUUGACUCAUAAUGAAAAAUUUUUUUAACAAUUAUACCAUGGAAAAUGAAUGAAAAUAUAUUAUCUUACAACAAAAACCAUGAAGUUCAAUUAUAAAAAUUAUAUGAUAACGAAGGUAUUAUUACUUUCUGUCCUUAUCGUUCCAGAAUGUUUUGCAUACAUCAAACUGAACUUCAAUGAAGAACGGAAUGCACUUUGUUCUAAAUUCAAACUAUUAGGGAUAAAGAACUAUCCUUUGACGCAACACCAUAAUUCAGGGCUUCUUGUUGAAGGGGACUUUCAAUUUCAUUCAGAUAAAUGGAAUGAUGAUUUGGUUUGCACUUUCAAAGUGGGAUAUCCUAGUGGUACUGAUGGAGUUAUUGCAGUGAUCCAGUCACUUACCAUGCGAAGAAAUAGUACCUCAGGUCAAUGUAUUGAUUUCAUACAGUUUGAAGCUAAAGAUCUUUCUAAAAGUAAUCCUUUUUGUGGACAUUUUAAUGUAGUCUCAAAAAUGAAUGGAGAAAUAAAUACUGUGGAUAAUUUUAACUAUGGUAAUUCCUUCAGGACAAAAAAACAUAAAAUGUAUGUUCAUAUUACACUUGGAAAAGAGCCUUUCCAAGAACAGUUCCAAGAAUUAGAUUUUAAAAUGGUGUUUAGUGCUUAUCGAAAUUGUUCUCCAGAAACCAUAUACGAUUUAUCCUAUAGACCUUGCAAUGACAAAUCAUCAUUUUGUAUUUAUGAUGGUUUCUUUAAUGAUGGUUAUGUGAAUUGUCCUUUACCUGGAUGUGUUGAUGAGGGAUCCUGUUUGAAAUUUGUUACACAUGAGAAAAUACCAACGAUCGGAACUAAGUUACUUGUUAGUUCUCUAUCUUUUCUUUCUGUGUUAUUUAUAACUUUCCUAAUUAGUAUUUGGGCCUGUAAAAAGCACAAAGUGGCAUGUUUUGCUGAGCAUUUCUCUAAUCCUAGUAGAAUAAGACAGGGCAGGGAUACAGAGAUGUAUGAACAAAGAAGUGGAAGAUCUACACAAAGGGAAUCUACCCCAAAUGCUCCUCCUCUUGAAAUUGACAAAGAUUUGCCACCUAAGUACGAAGACUUGUUUCCAGACAGAUGAAAUUUAUUAUUAUUAUUAUUGUGGUGUGAUAUUUUCUGCAAGUAAUUGUUUUACAUAUAGUAUUUAUAGCAUUAAAAAUCUAUCAGAUUGUUUCAGAAUAAUUGAGAAUUUUAUGUUGAACAUAGCAAUAACAAUCAAUAUUUCAAAAUUUUGAAUAUAAUGUUGGAAGAGAGUUCAACAAUUUAAUCUCAUAUUUUGAAACAUAUUGGACUGAUGGAUGCUAGUAGACAAUGCUGUCAUAGAGUGACUAACUGUAACAUUAGUUCUUACCAAAGUGAUAUUCAUCAUUGCAAUUUUUUAUCAUGUUCAUUCAACCAUUCAGUUGUGUCAUAAUUAUUUUGAAUGUUGGACUAUUUCGGGAAGACAAAAGUAUAAUUCAUAUUAAAUUUUUAAAUAACAUUACCACUCAAAAGGGUAUAACUAUCAAACAUGUCAUGCUGAAUGAACAUGUUAUUUAUGUUUGCCAAAUGAUUCAAACCUAACUAUAAAAAAAUUGCCAUUGACUUAAGAUAUUUUUGUACCUAAAUCUAUUUUUGAUGUUAUUUUUGUAUGGAUUUUGUGAAUACAUUCCGUUGAAACAAAA